GGUCACGCUGUCGUCGGAUUAUAGUCCUAAGAGGAAAAUAGUUUUUUUUUUCAUUGUUACUUGAUGCUUAGAUUUACUAUUUAGGUGUCGGGAAAAGCUGCUGCUAGCAGGGGAGGUGUAGAAAGCAAUAUGGAGGCUGCUGAUCCUGAAGGAUGUAAUACAGAUCAUCCUGAUAGUGAGAGCCACAGCAAACCAGACCUAGUGCUGAGUAAAGAGCAGAAGUACAGGACAGCAAUGGCGGAGUCUGAGAAACUGGCGCUGUUGGCCAGUGAGGUCACCAUGGUGAUAUACAAGCAACGACUGGCAGUGCUCCAAAACCUGGUCAAAAUCUGGGAGGAGGAGAAACAGGUGUCUCCUGUAUACUGUUUUCAAAAGAUUUCCACUGCACAAACCAGUCCUGAGGGUGUAGGUGACUCACUAGAUGGCGCUUCAUCACCCAUUAAACUCAACACAGUUAUAAAACAAGAACUGGACAAUGAUGAUGUAUCAUAUAAUGACCAGAGUGAUGGCAUCUCAUCUGUAGUGUUACCAACUCCAACUCCUACCAUGUUAGUUCUUAACUCCUCCACCAGAGGGCCCCAGUUACCUGUCCCAACCAAUGAGAUUGCCCAGGAGAGAAUUCCCAUUGGUGAGAACUUGUACAAAUGCAAUCAUUGUGAACUUGUGUUCUCACAACAGACAGCAAUGCUUCGGCAUGAAAAAAUCCACACAGCUAAAAAUCACAGGUUCAACUUCAAUAGGCAGCAUUGUGGGAAGGCUGUACAUGAUGCAGCGCCACACAGUGGCAGAUAUAAAUGUCAGUACUGUGAGCUUACAUUUCGCAAGAUGAGUUCUCGUAUAUACCAUGAAACGACCCAUGCAGGUGCCACGCCCUUCAAGUGCCAGCUCUGUGAUAAGGCAUUUAGUGAUCGUAGUCACUGUAUAAGCCAUGAGAGAACACACGCAGACAUCAAACCUUUUUUAUGUCAGCAAUGUGGGGUGACAUUCUCAAAGAGAGAGGAAUAUUUAAAACAUGAGGAGUCACACGCCACCCCACACCCAUAUAUAUGUCAGUACUGUAGCAAGUUAUUCAAUGAUGAAACGGAGCAUACCUUUCAUGAGAUGACACACACAGGGGACGAGCCCUAUGAAUGCCAUCAUUGCGGAACCAGUUUUAAAACCAAGAUAAACUGCAUUGAGCAUGAAAGAACCCACACUACCAAAGCAUACAAGUGCAAGUUCUGUCGGAAGACAUUUAAGUAUCAGAAGAACUGUUUUACACACGAGAAGUCUCACCUUGACUUCUUUCCAUUUAGAUGUAAUUACUGCAAGAAGUCGUUUUCCAGCCAUGAGGAGAAGGAAUCUCACGAAGCGAGUCACACUGGAGAUACUCCAUACAAAUGCCGUUACUGUGAUUUAACAUUUCAAGCAAAGCGCGCCUGUAUGGACCAUGAGAGGACGCACCCUGACGAAAAACCCUUCAAAUGUCGGUACUGUGAAAAAAUGUUUGUCUACGAAUACAUGUGCAUGUGGCACGAACGAAAACACACGGGAGAAAAACCCUACAGGUGCCGCCACUGCAGCAGAACAUUCAGAAUGCAGAGAAGGUGUGUAGAACAUGAACGGACUCACACCGGCGACAAUCCGUACAAAUGUAAAUACUGUGAACGAAACUUCCCUUACAGGAGCAUGUGUGUCACGCAUGAGAGAACACACACGGGGGAAAAACCUUAUCACUGCCAGUACUGCAACAAGGACUUCGCAAGAAACGAUUCUAGAAUAAUCCAUGAGAGGAUUCACAGUGGUGAAAAACCUUUUAAGUGCCGUUUUUGUGGCAGUGUGUUUGCGCAUAAAAAUUCAUGCAUGGUACACGAGAGAACGCACGGUGUUGAAGAACCAGUUCCGAAACCCCAGUCAAUGUCGCAUCUAGAUAGGCCGGCCCAAGAAGUGGGGGUAGUUUCUGUCGUUAAGGAGACAUUUCUCUGCCAGUUUUGCAACAAGUCGUAUACAGAUCAAGCGGAUCAUUCUUUCCACGAGAUGACACACACUGGGGACAGACCUUACGAGUGCCGCCAUUGCAGAGACACAUUUGAAUCCAAGGCAAGCUGUGUGGAACAUGAAAGUAGUCACCACACUGCCAGGAGGUCAAAGACGUACAAAUGUAGAUUUUGUGACAAGGUGUUCUCCAGAAAUAUGAGAUGUGUGCAGCAUGAAAGAACUCACACUGGUGAAAAACCUUUCCAGUGCCAGUACUGCUGCUUGAGGUUCACUAACAAGAAACCAUGUGUUGAUCAUGAAAAAACCCACACUGGAGACGCACCGACAUUUGAAUGCCAGUUCUGCAAAAAGAUCUUCCCUCGAAAAGAUCACUGUAUAAUUCACGAACGAACCCACACUGGAGAAAAGCCAUACAAAUGCAAGCACUGCAGUAUAACAUUCACCAAUGCCAGUAACUGCCGCCGCCAUGAGUCCACUCACUUCGAUAAAACUCCCUUCAAAUGUGAAUUCUGUAAAAAAUCGUUCACUGAGGAAAGUCACUUCACACUACACAUGGGCAAACACACCAGUGAUGGCAAGUUUAAAUGCGGGUACUGCAGCAGUGCCUUUAAAUAUCUCAGUAAGUGUAAACAGCAUGAGCGGACGCACACGGGCGAGAAACCAUACAAGUGUCGGCACUGUGACAGCGCUUUCACUAGGAACGACUCCCUGGCGCGCCAUGAGAAGACGCACGCUGGGGAACUCAACUAGGCCUAUAGGUGUCACCACUGUGAGCUGGUAU
Lingula anatina is the source of this 2758-nucleotide messenger RNA. RefSeq lists its product as uncharacterized. The record is from RefSeq and is a predicted model, not a curated record. Lineage: Eukaryota; Metazoa; Brachiopoda; Lingulata; Lingulida; Lingulidae.